AUGAAUAACAGUACGUCAUCUAUUUGCUUAUCAAAUAAGACGGAAACCGAUGUGCUUGUGUGGCAAAUUGGUGCUUUACUAUUUCCUAUUGUUGGUAUACCGGGCCAUCUACUUAUGAUAAUCACAAUGUUAAUGUCCAAUCGACGACGCCGUCAACCAACAUCGUUGUAUUUCAUCUUUAUUUCUCUUACUGAAACAAUUUAUUUAUUAUUCAUAUUUUGGGAUUGGCUUGAUGCUGUCAAUUUAGUACGAGAUCCACGUCAAGUACUUGACUGUGGAUUUUUUUAUCCAUUUGUCCGUGGUACGGGAUUUGUCUCGCUUAUAUUAUUUGUUCAAUUAAAUAUCGAUCGAAUUUGUAUGAUUUCAAAACCACAAAAAACAUAUUCGUAUCUAACACGUAAACGAAUUCUAGUAAAAAUAAUAUUAGCAUUUAGUACAUUAUUAUUAUUCAUUUUUCAUUAUCGUUUCUCUCUUCAUUAUGAUUCGACAGCAUUUAUUAUAUAUGGGCAAUCAUGCCGUGUAUAUAAAUAUGCACACAGAUGGUAUUAUUCUAUAUGGCCCUAUAUACAUUUAAUUUGUCGUUUAACGCCAUGUGUUAUUCUGAUUUAUUGUGCAGUAUAUAUUUUUUAUAAUCGUUACGAUGAAAAUAAUGAUCGAAAAACUUCAUCGCAUCGACAGCAACAGAAAUUUUCCUUAGUACUUGUUGUUGUUGGUAUAUAUACGUUAACAGCUCUUAUACCAAUAACUAUUCUACAAAUAUUUAAUCAAGCAAUGGGGAAAUAUGAAUUCGAAUGUUUUUCAUGUCAUUGUAUAGAAAAUAAUAUUCAAGCAAAAAAUUGGAAAUUAUUAAAUGCGUUAUGUAUUAUGUGGGAAACUUCGAUUUACAUGAGUAAAUUUUAUAUUAAAUAUUUAUUUUCGUCGGAUUUUCGUUAUGAUGUUAAACAAGUAAUGUUUUAUCGGAAUACAACUGAAACUACGAAUAGAACUUGA
Messenger RNA from Rotaria socialis, 990 nucleotides. Lineage: Eukaryota; Metazoa; Rotifera; Eurotatoria; Philodinida; Philodinidae. The record is from the annotation of a GenBank genome assembly.